UUCGUUAAUUAUUCUCCGAUGUAUGAAUACUUUAUUUUCAGAUAUAUUUUCGUUCCAAAACGUGAGAGCAAAUAUAAGUAAAUUAAGAUGGCCGAGAACCCGCUAGAGCAGUUUGUCUUGCUAGCCAAGACUGCUAAAGGGGCAGCAGCAGUUGAGUUGAUCAAACAAGCCUUAGAGGCUCCAGGAGUAUACGUAUUCGGAGAGCUUCUGGACAUGCCAAAUAUUCAGGAUCUGGAAAAGAAUCCAACAACUCAACCCGUCUAUAAACUGCUUCAGUUGUUCGCGUUUGGAACCUACAAGGAAUACGUCAAUAUGGAGGUGGGACAGCUUCCUGAGUUGGGAACUGCUCCGUUGAGGAAGCUUCGCAUGCUUUCUGUAGCUACGUUGGCAGAAUCAGAGAAGCUUCUUCCUUACUCUACUCUGCAGAAUGAACUUGGACUAGAGAGUGUACGAGAUGUUGAGGAUUUAAUUAUUGAGGGAAUAGCGUGUGGUGUUAUGAGCGGAAAGCUUGAUCAGAAACUCAAACAUUUUGAAGUCGAGUUCGUCAUUGGAAGAGAUAUAAGACAGUCUGAUUUCCCGAGUAUAAUCUCAAUCUUAUCGUCCUGGUGUGAAACUUGUGACUCCAUGCUAUCCAGUAUUGAAACCCAGGCUGAACGGCUAAAUGAUGACAAAGCAACUAAGAUCCGACAAAAGCAAGAGUUGGAGUCGGCUAUGUCGGAUCUGAAAACUUUGUUCAAAAAUUCCAGUGCAGAUGGAGAGGAUCCAGAUUCAAGGUUGGACAGGGGAAGGGAUUCAGGGGCUAACGCUGAUAGGGGGGGGGGGCAUGGGGGCUCAGCUUCCCCCCGGACCAGUCAAAUCAGUGGUGUCCAGAGAAAUAAAUAAAAUUUUAUUUGGGAA
This is a messenger RNA of Eurytemora carolleeae, 897 nucleotides long. RefSeq names its product COP9 signalosome complex subunit 7a (gene CSN7). Lineage: Eukaryota; Metazoa; Arthropoda; Copepoda; Calanoida; Temoridae. The record is from RefSeq and is a predicted model, not a curated record. The coding region runs from base 88 to 882 and encodes 264 amino acids. Gene Ontology annotation, cellular component: COP9 signalosome. Gene Ontology annotation, biological process: COP9 signalosome assembly. The transcript is spliced from 10 exons.